AUGACUCGCCCUGGGGCACCCCCCUCCCACCGGUCACCCCCUCCACCGGUCACCCCCAUCCACCGGUCACCCCAUCCACCGGUCACCCCCCCUCCACCGGGCACCCCUUCCACCGGUCAUCCCCCCUCCCACCGGUCACCCCCCUCCACCGGUCACCCCCCUCCCACCCCCUCCACCGGUCACCCCAUCCACCGGUCACCCCCCCUCCACCGGUCACCCCCCUCCACCGGUCACCCCCCUCCACCGGUCACCCCAUCCACCGGUCACCCCCCCUCCACCGGUCACCCCCCUCCCACCGGUCACCCCAUCCACCGGUCACCCCCCCUCCACCGGUCACCCCCCUCCCACCGGUCACCCCAUCCACCGGUCACCCCCCUCCCACCGGUCACCCCCCUCCCACCGGUCACCCCCCUCCACCGGUCACCCCCCUCCACCGGUCACCCCAUCCACCGGUCACCCCCCUCCACCGGUCACCCCCCUCCACCGGUCACCCCCCUCCCACCGGUCACCCCAUCCACCGGUCACCCCCCUCCCACCGGUCACCCCCCUCCACCGGUCACCCCCCUCCACCGGUCACCCCAUCCACCGGUCACCCCCCCUCCCACCGGUCACCCCCCUCCACCGGUCACCCCCCUCCACCGGUCACCCCAUCCACCGGUCACCCCCCUCCACCGGUCACCCCCCUCCACCGGUCACCCCCCUCCACCGGUCACCCCCCCUCCCCACCGGUCACCCCAUCCACCGGUCACCCCCCUCCACCGGUCACCCCCCUCCCCACCGGUCACCCCAUCCACCGGUCACCCCCUCCACCGGUCACCCCCUCCACCGGUCACCCCCCUCCACCGGUCACCCCUCCCCACCGGUCACCCCAUCCACCGGUCACCCCCCUCCACCGGUCACCCCCCCUCCACCGGUCACCCCCUCCACCGGUCACCCCCUCCACCGGUCACCCCCUCCACCGGUCGGGGACAUUAA
Messenger RNA from Salmo salar (Atlantic salmon), 975 nucleotides. Lineage: Eukaryota; Metazoa; Chordata; Actinopteri; Salmoniformes; Salmonidae. The record is from RefSeq and is a predicted model, not a curated record.